Messenger RNA from Pseudonaja textilis, 3350 nucleotides. RefSeq names its product WD repeat domain 64 (gene WDR64). NCBI's taxonomy places the organism in Eukaryota, Metazoa, Chordata, Lepidosauria, Squamata, Elapidae. Gene Ontology annotation, molecular function: protein binding. The record is from RefSeq and is a predicted model, not a curated record.
AUGUCCAGAAGAAAGAUUCACAAAGAAGAUGAUUUUGACCUACCAGGUGGAGACGUCUUUAAAAGAUCCUUGCAAUUGUUUCAGCAACUGGUUGACAAAACAGUGGCUCAGAAAAGGGAGGAAAGAUUAGGCCUGCAUGUAAAGGAUUAUGAAGGAAUGGAUUAUGAGAAAUUCUUUGAUGCAGUCAAGAGUCUUUUUGGUCCAGAUGUGAAAGCUCAAGACGUUAAAACCUUCUAUAGGAAGAUUAGCAACAACCCAGAUAUGCGGACAGAAUGGUGUGAGAUCUUUGGAUACUACAUGGUAGAAGGUGAUAUUCUUGCUGCCCAGCUUGAUGAAGAAAAUAUGGUUUUCCUGGUAUCCAAAAAGCAACGAAUUGCAAAAGCAGGAGUCAGGAGAGGUGAUGUAAUACGAUGCAUGGUAAAGAUACCUCAACUUGAUUUUUUGCUAACAGCAUCUCAGAAAGGAAUGUUGUCUAUUUUUUCUGGCCAGAUGCGAAUACUAGCAAGCACCAUCAUCCCAGACAGUUCCUGGAUCACUGGAUGUGACUACCUUGGUCAACUGAAGCGUGUUGUUGGUGUGACAGAAAGAACUAUCAUCAUAUGGGAUUAUAAAACACAAGGGAGUGCCCUGGAUAAUUGCUGUAUAAUCAAACCCAUGGAACAUUGCCUCCUCUCUGUUUGUGCCAUUCCUCACCCAUCCGAACUUCUAGUGAAGGAUGACAUCUUGCUGGGGGAUGAUGGUGGAUUUGUUACUUUGUUUACACUUACCAGUGAUGACUUUGGUCUAAAACAAACUAAAUCUAAAAAGAAGCUGAACAUGUUGAUAAUAAAUUCUAAAAAAUUCAAAAGCAUUAAACGUAAACUGCAUGAUGACUGGGUUAUACGAGUAAAAUACAUUCCAGCUUUGAAUUGUUUUGGAUCCUGUUCAUUUGAUAGCAUUCAUUCGUUGGUUUUGGAUGACCUGAAAAGAAUUGAAGACAAUUUACCCGUCAGGGAAUUUUCGAUACCGAGGGGUGUUAAUGCUUUCACGUAUUGUGUAAAAGCCAAUAUCAUUGUUACAGGAGGAGAAGAUAAAAUUCUUCGUUUAUGGCAUCCAAACAUCAACACCAAACCAGUGGGGAAAUUGAUAGGACAUUUAUUUACUAUCACUGAGAUUGUCACCAAUGAAAAGGAUCAAUACAUUAUCAGUCUUUCUACUGCAAAGAUUUUCAGAGUGUGGGAUAUCCAGACACUUUCAUUGAUGCAAGUGUUCCAUGACUCUCAAGGGGCACGCAGGGAGUCGCAAAUUUUUGCUAUGAUAUUUGAUAGUACCCAUGGAACACUUAUUGCAGGAUCGGCAGUCAUCGAUAUUUAUCCUCUCACUCGGAUGAUACAAGACACUAAACAAGUCCCCCAGACCCAUGAAAGGAGCAUCAAUGUGCUGGUUUACAAUAAAGUUUUUCACCAAGUUCUAAGUAUCUGUUCUGAGUCUAUUGUAAAGGUCUGGGAAUUGGAAACAGGACAGUUAAUAUACCAGAUUGAAGAUGCUCAUGGGCCAGGGGUUGAGUUGACAUGUGCAGCAGUUGAUAAAAAUGGAUUUCAUCUUGCUACUGGAGCAUGUGAUGGGACUGUGAAAAUAUGGGAUUUUGGAAGUGGGCAGAUACUUAAAAUGUUGCCCUUAGGCAGGGAAAUCACAGUCAAUGAACAUUGGCUGAUGCAGAUGGUCUACUUGAAAGCCAGUGAGAGUAAGCAUGUGAUCCUGGUCUUGGAGUACAGCGGGAUGAUCAAAAUUGUUCAGGCUAAUCAAGGUGAAGCUUACAUGUCCAUAACUUGGGAACUUCCUGAAGCUGUGUCAUUUGCUUUACAAGGCUAUCCACUCAUUGCCCUAAAACUGUCUCCCAAUGUCAAAAAACCCAAUGGUUUUUUUCCAGAUGUUCAACUACUGCUUGAUACAGAUCUCACAAACACAAAUGCAGAGCUACCUCCUAGGAUUGAAGUCAAGUGCUUUGAUUUGUUAAAAGUAGAAGGUUACAGUUUGUUAGCUACAGCAAGUGCAAAUGGUUCUAUCAUCAUGUGGGAUUUUGAAACUGCCACAGCUACACACAUGUUCAGAGCUCGGCGUGCUAUUCACUCAGAUAGACCUGAAUUACGUAAAAUCAACUGGUUACUAUUCCUGUAUCGAGAUAUUAUGUCUGAGAGGCGUACAAGUGAAUGUUCUUCCUAUUUUGAAGCACAAAGUGAGGAUAUGCCUACACAGGAAGCAGAUGACAAUGUUUCAGUGUUAAAGAUGAAGGUCGCACCAGGGGAUCCUAUGACCCUGGGUUACUACAAACCUCAUAAACAAACAAAGCUUCCAGAUUCUUCCUCAAGCAAAGGAGCAAUACCCAAUAUAUUAUCAUUUGGAAAACAUAAUUAUCAUUCUAUACCCAUACUUGCCUCAGCACAUGAAGAUGGUUUCAUUUAUUUGUGGAGCAUUAUGGGAGAUCUACUGAAAGAAAUUCUGCCAUACACAAAACAUCCUCCAAUUCCUUUGACAGCACUUUGUGCCGAUGGGGCUGCCCAAAUGCUUUAUGCUGCUAAUAAAGAGGGAAAUGUUAUUCGAUGGAAUAUUGGCUCAUUCCUAGAAGAUCAAAAAGAUCCAAACAGGCAUGUAAAGCAACAAAUUUGUUGGCGGGCUCAUUCUGCUAAAAUAGUCAGCCUGUUUUGUGAUGAUGAAAAAUGCCUAGUGGCGACUGCAUCCACAGAUGGUUCUGUCAGACUUUGGCAUUCAAUUCGUGGAGUCUACUUUGGCUAUUUUGGACAGCGCAGAGUGUUUGAAAUUACUGAAUCCUCCGAUAUAAUUUUGCCCUGUGAUGUCAAUGAAAUUCCAUUCACAAUAAAAGAAGAAUCCAAGUUUUUGGAUAAAAAGCAGAAGUUUGAAUAUCCUCUGUUUUUUGACAGGGAAAAAUGGAAGACUAUGACCAAGUCAUCUUUAAACUUGAAAAAGCCUAGCCGACAUGAAGUUGAUCUGGAUUUUAAGUUUUUCAAGUCCCUGGCUUCUCCCAAGGUCAAUAAAACCCCUUUGGAAAGUUUUAAAUCUGGAAACAAAGAAGCUGGUAUUGUAUUUGGAGCUAUACCAAUCUAUAGGGUUGUAACACCUCCAAAGCUGAAAAUAGCUUCUGCUGAUCAAGAUGGUUCUUUUGAAAAUAUGGCCAAGAGAAGCAGAGUUAUUCAAAUUUCUACAUCACGUUUAUCACACCCUCGAAAAGGUGUAAAAACCAGUCAGAUGCCACUGAUGCCCGUUCCUUCCCCCCCACUGCUCUCUGUACAACUCCGAAAAUUGUGAAACAGUAAGAAGUGUUGCAAUGAACAAAGGUGAAAAUAAAAAAGACU